AUGGCUCAUCCGGUCGUCGACGUAACUUUAACUGCAAGCGUGCCACACGAUUUAGUAUUUGAGAAACACAUAGCCUUUUUGAAGUCUUUUGAAAAAAACGGUGAUCCGAUGCUUGAUUAUCUUAGGUUGUCGGCCAUUUACUGGUCACUUACUGCACUUGAUUUGAUGAAGAGCCUCGACGUUAUCAAUAGGGCGGCUGUGAUUGAAUUUGUUAAGGCUUGCCAAAAUGCUGAUGGCGGAUUCGCUCCAGCACCUGGUCACGACUCGCAUCUUUUGUCCACCCUCUCUGGCAUCCAAAUUCUUGCAAUGUUUGAUGAGUUUCGGUGUUUUAGACGCGAAGAGGCUGUUAAGUACAUUGCAGGCUUACAGAAUCCGGACGGUAGUUUUAAUGGCGACAAGUGGGGGGAAGUCGAUUCCAGAUUCAGUUUCUGUGCUCUGGCUGCACUCAGUCUCCUAGGCGUUAUUCCAUUCGGUGUAUGCGAUUUCGCCCAACCUACCGAGGGCGUUGAUAUUCAAAUGGCUGUGGAAUACCUCGUUCGUUGUCAAAAUCCUGAUGGUGGUUUUGGAACGCGUCCAGGCAGUGAGUCGCAUGCUGGACAGGCCUACUGCGUUAUCGGUGCUCUCUCUUUGCUUGGACAGUUAAGGCAGUUGGACAUUGGUAAGGCGGCUUGGUGGCUGGCUGAGCGGCAGCUACCCAGCGGUGGACUCAAUGGCAGGCCCGGCAAACAACCCGACGUUUGUUAUUCCUGGCAAGUCUGGAUUAACUAUGAUGAGUGGGUCCUCGCUUCGCUCACAAUCCUGGGUCGUCUCAUUUGGAUUGAUGCUGCUGAUCUUGCAAAGUUCAUCUGUGCCAGUCAAGACUCAGAGACAGGUGGUAUUAGCGAUCGUCCUGGCAACGUCCCUGAUCCCUUCCACACCCUUUUCGGUCUUGCUGGUCUCUCUCUACUCUCCAGAUUAGGAGCCAAAAUGGAACCUGAAAUGAAUGAGAAUGUCGAUGAGAAGACUCGCAAUCCCCUUCCGGUGGCAUUGCAUGCUCUGCGAGAGGUUAAUCCUGUCUUUUGUAUGUCUCAGCACAUUAUUGACCGCCUUUCUAUUAAUGUACAGAUUCUUUGA
This is a messenger RNA of Hydatigera taeniaeformis, 1113 nucleotides long. The record is from the annotation of a GenBank genome assembly. NCBI's taxonomy places the organism in Eukaryota, Metazoa, Platyhelminthes, Cestoda, Cyclophyllidea, Taeniidae.